AUGGCGAAGUGGUUAAAGGACUAUUUAAGUUUUGGGAGCAAACGAGUUCCCCCGCAACCUCCGAAGCCUGAUUACACGGAGAGUGAGAUCUUGAAGGCGUAUCGUGCCCAGAAGAAUCUAGACUUUGAAGACCCUUAUGAAGACUUUGAGAACAGAGGUAGAAAUGACAACGGAUCGAAUGAAGUGUCUCACACAGGCUUCGGUUCUCCCAUGAAAUCCUCAAGUUUGGAUAUCAAAGUUGUCUCGCCGAAGCAUCGACUCAUAAAAGUGGAUUCGCAAGACCUGGGACGGAGCAAGAUUCUCCUGAGCUCUGUGUCUUUAGAGGAACCGACAGAUCCGGUGGUUCCAUCAGCUCCAGUUAUGGGCGAUACUGACUACUCUGACCCAUUCGAUGUUCGUUUGGACCCGCGUCCAGAAUCCGCCCAGGGCCAGAUCACUCCUGAGAACAACGGCUACAUGGAGCCCUACGAGGCCCAGAAAGUGAUAACAGAGCUGCAGAGGAGAGCAGGUGGUGGAGCAGGAGGCUGGGGAAGAGGGGAAGUCCAGCUCUAUGACACCCCAUAUGAAGAACGCGUCCCAGGACAGCCGGAUUUGCCAGAGGAGGGCAGGGAAAGCAGGCUGCCGCAGGAUGAUGAUAGGCCCGCAGAUGAAUAUGACCAGCCGUGGGAGUGGAAGAAGGAGCACAUCUCCAAAGCUUUCGCAGUGCAGUUUGAGGGUGCCGAGUGGGAUCGUUCCUGUUCUCCCACUGAACGCCUGAGGUGCUCCAGGGCUCCGCCGACCACAGGCAGCAUGAAGCUCCGCAAGCCCAGUGAUCCUCAUUCCAUGAUUGGGGAGAGAGUGGAUCCCUCCCUGCCCCUGGAGAAACAAGUAUGGUAUCAUGGCUCUCUGUCUCGUUCGGAAGCCGAGUCUCUGUUGACCCUCUGUAAGGAGUGCAGUUAUUUGGUGCGAAACAGCGAGACCAGUCGCCUGGACUAUUCACUCUCGCUGAGGAGCUGCCAGGGUUUCAUGCACAUGAAGUUCAGCCAGUGCAAAGACGGCCGCUAUAUCCUUGGCCAGAACAGCCCUCCAUUUGAGACCAUUCCUGAAGUGAUCCACUAUUACACCACACACAAACUCCCUAUCAAAGGAGCCGAACACUUGUCCCUGCUCUUCCCCGUGUUGGUUCAAACUCUCUGA
Danio rerio (zebrafish) is the source of this 1176-nucleotide messenger RNA. It is a transcript of the gene shdb, whose product is annotated as Src homology 2 domain containing transforming protein D, b. The record is from RefSeq and is marked provisional. NCBI's taxonomy places the organism in Eukaryota, Metazoa, Chordata, Actinopteri, Cypriniformes, Danionidae. Gene Ontology annotation, biological process: signal transduction.